Molecule: messenger RNA, 192 nt
Organism: Cylicostephanus goldi
Lineage: Eukaryota; Metazoa; Nematoda; Chromadorea; Rhabditida; Strongylidae
Source: the annotation of a GenBank genome assembly
AUGAAAGUGCUGGAAUCGUCGAAUAAGGAUAAUCAAACGCAAAAGACGAAGACGUUCCAGCACUAUUUGCCUGAAGGUGACCGAUGCUAUAGUUGUGUACAUUGCCGUGCGAAUCUAGCCAGCCAUAAUGAUCUUAUUUCUAAGUCAUUUCAAGGAAGUCAAGGCAAAGCUUAUCUCUUCAAUUCAGUGUGA